Messenger RNA from Anneissia japonica, 1986 nucleotides. RefSeq names its product elongation of very long chain fatty acids protein 7-like. Gene Ontology annotation, biological process: very long-chain fatty acid biosynthetic process; fatty acid elongation, monounsaturated fatty acid; fatty acid elongation, saturated fatty acid. The coding region runs from base 176 to 946 and encodes 256 amino acids. Gene Ontology annotation, molecular function: fatty acid elongase activity. The record is from RefSeq and is a predicted model, not a curated record. The transcript has 6 exons. NCBI's taxonomy places the organism in Eukaryota, Metazoa, Echinodermata, Crinoidea, Comatulida, Comatulidae. Gene Ontology annotation, cellular component: endoplasmic reticulum membrane.
CAUGGUUGGGACUUGUAAAGCGCAUACUACCAAAGAACAUGCAUGGUUUAGGCCUAGGCCUAUGCGCUUAAGAUGAUACUUUGAUGAUUAACAUUAAUUGACACACAAAACAAAACGCACGAGUGGCUGUGUGGUGUAGGAGUUGAAACUUAGUUUCAGUUGUUUUUAACGAGCUAUGGCUUCCAUUUUGCCGUGGUGGAAUAAUAUAGUUACGGAAUAUGCAGAUCCUAGAGUUAGUGACUGGUUGCUGAUGAGCAGUCCGUUGCCAGGUACAGUCAUGGUUGUUGCUUAUCUGUUUGCUGUGUGGAUUGGACCAAGACUAAUGGCCAACAAGCAGCCUUAUAGUUUAAAGAACAUUCUCCUGGUGUACAACAUGGCUAUGGUUGUUUUGUCCGGAUAUCUUUUACACGAGUUCCUAAUGUCUGGCUGGUUGACUGGAUACACACUUGGUUGCCAGGUUGUAGAUUACUCCAAUAGUCCUAAAGCAUUAAGGAUAUUCUUUAUUCUGAGAAAGAAGAACAACCAGGUAUCCUUUCUGCAUGUCUUCCAUCAUGCCAUCAUGCCCUUCAGCUGGUGGUUUGGUGUCAAAUUUGUUGCAGGUGGAUUUGGUACCUUCCAUGCAACAAUGAAUUCUUUUAUACAUUUUAUGAUGUAUAUAUACUACGGCUUUGCAGCCUUAGGACCAGCCUUUCAACGGUUUUUAUGGUGGAAACGGUACAUGACCACAAUGCAACUGAUUCAGUUUGUUUUAUCUAUGGUACACAGUUCACAGCUGUUCUUCACGGACUGCGGGUACCCACAGGUUUUUGCGUGGAUCAUUGGACUCUACGGAUUUAUUUUCUUCAUCCUUUUCAUGGAUUUCUACGUCAAAGCUUAUGCUAAGACCAGCAACAAGAAACAUCAAAGCUCGAAUGGAAAUGCUAAUGUUAAACAUAAGGAACAUUAGGAAGUGAAGAAUGCAUACGUACACAUUUAGGGGUUUAAGCCCUUUCCAGACGAUCAAAUUUUAUUGGACAAAAAUCUGUUGUGUGUCCACAUACAGUAAAACAUUUUAUGAACAUCGAUUUUAAGAAUGGCUUUUGCCCUUAAUGAUGUCAUCAUUGACCAAUUAUUACCGUAAAAAAAGUCUGAUUGGACACGUUUUACAAAGUGAUAAAAUCAAGUUUGUUGUAUUUAUUUAUUAAUAGUUAAUAGAUCUUUUCUUCCAUUUGUGGUAUAAUAAUCACUAUAUUAAUGUGAUAAACCUAACCAGAACAACGAACUACAGUACCAACGCAGGUGUCUUUGGAUUGAGCGCAUAUGUUUACGAUGACGAACUAGAGUGUUGGGGUCAGCAACUUAUUGACAUUGUGAAUGCUAGAUAUGGUCGCAAAAUGCAUGUAAACAAAACAAUUCGGUGAUCUAACAACUAGAAAGAACACAAUAGAAAGCUCCAUAAAGCAUACACAUGUUUGAAUAAGAGUUAAAAUAAUAUUUUGUUAAAGUCAGACUCCGGAAGAAAAAAAAUUUUUGAUAUGUUGUAGAUCUGAUUUUUCUAAGACAGGAAGAACUGGGGAACGGUAAAUCAGAUACAGAUUUUUGAAUAUUUAAAAACUGGGGGAAAAAGGUGUAAAAUUGGUCGGUUAGUUCUACAACAUAUCAAAAAUUUGUUUCCUCCGGAACCUGACUUUAAGUUGAAGAAUGCCAACGAUUAAAAUAAUUUGGUUUUUAUCGAAGGUAAAUUCAGCUAGGUUCUAACGCAGUAGACCACGCUGCUGCACUGUCGGUUCGUGCUAGGCCUGGCCGCUGUCAGCCUGUCGGCACUCAAAGGCAAGGGAUAGCUAGGCCUAGGUAUUGGAAACUGACAUCUAGUCAGUCUAGUUAACAAAUUUUUCAAUUUACGAAAACCCCAAGGUACCAAGGGGUACGUAAAAUGGACGUUUUACUGUAUAGACAUGAUGUGCCUAUAUAUGGUCUUGAUGUAAUGUCAUCAUGACCAUAUUCAGA